AUGGAGAGAUUGCAGGAAUUGAAUACUUUAUAUAAAAAACAAAGCUAAAAAGCUCAAUAAAGACGAGGUCAGAAUACAAUUCAUAUCACUGAUCAGAUGACUAAACCAAUAAAGUAAAAGAGAGUGCAGUCAAUCCAUGAUGUUUGA
Molecule: messenger RNA, 147 nt
Organism: Paramecium tetraurelia
Lineage: Eukaryota; Ciliophora; Oligohymenophorea; Peniculida; Parameciidae
Exons: 1
Source: RefSeq, a predicted model, not a curated record